AUGAUCACCACUCUGCUGCUCGCAGCAGCCGGUCUCGCCCAGGUGGCGACCGCCGGCGACGCCGACCAGCAACCCCACCUCCUCACCAAUGGACCCGGCCAGUCCGCGGCCAUUCCCCGCUGGGACAUCCAGUCCACUGCAAAAGUCGGCACCGACCUCGGCAAGCUCAGCACGACGGGCGUCGACACGGCCAACUGGCACCACACGACCCAGUCCCGGUGCACGCUGAUGGGCUGCCUCCUAGAUGCCGGCGUUUACAAGGACUCGGAGCUGUGGUUCUCCGAGAACCUGAAGGGCUUUGACGGGAGCCUAUUCCAGGUCCCCUGGGUGUACCGGAACGAGUUCAGCCUGCCGCCGGCCAAGGACGGGCAGCACUUCCUCCUCGAGACGAACGGCAUCACCUCCGAGGCCGACAUAUUCAUCAACGGGAACCAGAUUGCCAACUCGACGUUCCAGGCGGGCUCUUACGGCGGACACGUGUACGACAUUACCUGUGCCGCGGACGAGAAGAAUGCCAUCGUCGUCCAGGUUCAUCCCACAAACUAUGCCUACGACCUGGCCGUCGGUUUCGGCGACUGGAACCCCUACGCCCCCGACAACGGAACCGGUGUGUGGCGCGACAUCAAUGUGCGCCAGACUGGCGAUAUCUCCAUGGGCCCGCUCAGCGUGCUGAUCGACCUUCCCCUUCCCGCUGGCGAGAAGGACGCCACCGUCACUGUGCGCGCCGAGGCCAAGAACCGUGGCCGCUCCGACGUCAGCUUCCGUGCCAACGCCGCCAUCGCAGACCCGUCGGGCAAGGCCAUCUGCCACCUGUGGCAGGACCUGAAGCUGAAGGCUGGCGAAAGCCGCGUCGUCGAGUUUAAGCAGACCGUGGCCCAGCCGCAGAUCUGGUGGCCGCGCCAAUGGGGCGGGCAGCCGCUCUACACCGCCACCGUCGACUUUACCAUCAACGAGCAGCUCAGCGACAAGCGCGAGACGACGUUUGGUAUCCGCUCUGUCACCUCUGCCAUCAAUCAGUACAACGACACGAUGUUCACGGUGAACGGCAAGCCGUUCCAGGUCAUUGGUGCGGGAUACAACGCGGACCAGUUCCUGCGCUGGGACGGACGAUACUUUGCCGACAUUGUCGAGUACAUGUUUGACAUGGGGCUGAACACGAUCCGGCUCGAGGGCAAGAUGGAGCAGCCGGAGCUGUACGAGAUUGCGGACCGGGCGGGCCUCAUGGUCAUGGCGGGGUGGGAGUGCUGCGACAAGUGGGAGAGCUUUGAGUACAACCACGACCUGGCGCUGAACCCGCCCCCAGUCUGGGACGACAGGGAGUACGGCAUCGCGCGGUACAGCAUGGCGCACGAGGCACAGGUCAUGCAGCCGCACCCCUCGAUGCUGGCUUUCCUCAUUGGCAGCGACUAUUCCCCCGACGAGCGCGCGACCCGCGGCUACAUCGAGGCGCUGCAGCAGGCCGGGUGGCAGGUGCCCAUCAUUGGCGCGGCGUCCUUCCGCGAGCCCGCCGUUAUCAAGAGCGGCAUGAAGAUGCAGGGCCCCUAUGACUGGGUCCCACCCAACUACUGGCACGAUUUGCCCGACACGGCCUCCUUGCAAGACACGCGCUUCGGUACGUCGUUCGGCUUCGGCUCCGAGCUGGGUGCGGGCGUCGGCACGCCCGAGCUCGGCAGUCUGCGCAAGUUCCUCUCGGACAGCGACCUGGAUGAUCUGUGGAAGAAUCCAGACAAGGGGCUGUACCACAUGUCGAACGCGGACAGCCAGUUCCACGACCGCAAGGUCUACAACGCCGCCCUGUUUGCGCGGUAUGGCAAGCCCUCCUCUCUGGAGGACUACCUCAUGAAAGCGCAGUUGAGCGACUACGAGGCGACGCGCGCGCAGUACGAGGGCUUUGCGUCGCGCUGGAACGCCGAACGCCCGGCCACAGGCAUCAUCUACUGGAUGCUGAACAAUGCGUGGCCCGGCCUGCACUGGAACCAGUUUGACAAGUACCUCCGUGCGGCGGGCAGCUACUUUGGCACGAAGACGGGCGCGCGCCCCGAGCACGCCGCGUACGACUAUGUCUCCCGCGACGUGUGGCUCAUCAACCGCUCCCUCGACCGCGGUGGGAAGCGGACCGUCGAGAUCGAGGCGAACAAGGCGCGCACGAUCGGCAAGGUCGAGGGCCUGGACGAGGUCGACGGCGUCGUCCUCCUCCGCCUCCUGCUCAAGGACGGCGACGCCGUGUUCAGCCGCAACGUGUACUGGCUCGGCGCCUCGCUGGACGAGCUGGACUGGGAAGCGUCCGACUGGUGGUACACCCCCACGACCAAGUAUGCCGACUACACCGCGCUGUCCAGCCUCAAGCCCGCCGACGUCGCCACGACAGUAGUGAGGGGGAAGGACGGGUACCAGCUCACGCUGGAGAACAGGAGUGACGUGCCCGCGUUUUUCGUGUCUGUGAAUCUGAUCGACGCACAGGGGCACGACGUCAACCCCACCGUCUGGAGCGACAACUAUGUCACGCUCUGGCCGCACGAGAAGAUGGACUUGAUCGCACGGGUCAGGGGUGGGAACGCGGCAAAGGUCCAGGUCAAGGGGUAUAAUGUCGAGGCGGGCGAGGUGGCCCUGUAA
Messenger RNA from Trichosporon asahii var. asahii CBS 2479, 2613 nucleotides. RefSeq names its product Exo-beta-D-glucosaminidase. The record is from RefSeq and is a predicted model, not a curated record. Gene Ontology annotation, molecular function: hydrolase activity, hydrolyzing O-glycosyl compounds. NCBI's taxonomy places the organism in Eukaryota, Fungi, Basidiomycota, Tremellomycetes, Trichosporonales, Trichosporonaceae. Bases 1 to 2613 code for a protein of 870 amino acids. Gene Ontology annotation, biological process: carbohydrate metabolic process. The transcript has 2 exons.